Messenger RNA from Heterostelium album PN500, 2205 nucleotides. RefSeq names its product DNA polymerase zeta catalytic subunit. Bases 1 to 2205 code for a protein of 734 amino acids. The transcript has 4 exons. Lineage: Eukaryota; Evosea; Eumycetozoa; Acytosteliales; Acytosteliaceae. The record is from RefSeq and is a predicted model, not a curated record.
AUGUUUGAAUCUAAAAAAUUCAAUCAUACACCAACAAAACUAAAACUACCUGGUGCUGGUAGUCACCACAGUAAUAGUGAUAGUAGAUACAGUAACAGCUAUAUCAGUAGAAGGAGAGAAAGGUCUGGUUGGGAUAUAAGUGAAAGUGAAAAACAAGACUUGAACAAAAACAAUAAGAAAAACAACAACAGCAAUAGCAAUAAUAGUAUUAGCAGCAGUACUAAAAGUAAUAAUAGAAAUAGUACAUCUAUAGUUAUUAGUAGUAAUAAUAAUAAUAGCAAAACAAACAACAGUAGAUACAGUACAUUCAGUAUUGGUGUAGAACUACCUAUUGAAGGUCAUAUCGUUGGUGAAAAAGAGAAAUCUGAAGAAGUACCAGAAAUCGAAAAUAAUCAUAAAGAAAAUAAACUCAAAGACAACAACAACAACAACAAAAACAGUCAAGAUAAAGAAAAAGAAGAUAAAGAAAUAGAAGAAAAAGAAAUAGAAGAUAAAGAAACAGAAGGAAAGGUUAAAAAAGAAGAAGAACAAGAAGAAGAAGAAGGAGAAAAAGAAGAAGGAUUACUAUCUGAGAGUGAUAACGAACAUAAUAAUAAUAGUGCUAUUGAGUUUCAUAGAGAAAGUGACGCUGACAAGAUUCAAGACAGUAAAAGUUUGAAUGAUAAGAAUCAAGAUAGCUACUUGGAUAACCAACAUCAGAAAGUUGAAGAACAAGAACAAGAGCAUACCAUUGAAAUCGACAAUAAUAUCGAAAGCUUCUCACUGAUGACCGACGAUAGUAUUGAAACAAUCGAGGAUCAGAAAGCACCAGUUUCAAAACGUUUGAAAUCGGAUCAUAUUGAAAGUAAUCACCGUGUAAAUAAUAAUAAUAAUAAUAACAAAAGUAAUGACGUAAUAAUGAAAGAUAAUAAUAGCAGUAAUAGUAAAAACGAUGAUAAUAAUAGUAGUAGUAGUAGUAGUAGUAAUAGUAGUAAUAAAUCAAGUUUAAAUAAGAAAAACAAUAUUGUUGAAGAUACAAAACAAUUGAUUGAGGAUAACUACGAUGAGAAUCUGGUGUCGACAUGCACAUUCUGUAAACAAAAGAUUAAACAAAUUCAAUGGAUUCAGCAUAUCAAGCGAUGUCUGAAUGUUGCUAUAGAACUGACACACGAUGCUUCACCAAAUGUUCAACCAAUCGAUAAUGAAAGUCGUAAGGUUUUACUCGAGUUUCAGAGUGAACUGAGUCAACUCAAACGAAAGUUAUCCGAUGUUUGUCAACCUAAUAAUAAUAAUAAUAAUAACAAGACUGCAUCAGCUAUAGUUAAUACAAGUUUACUCGCUAGUAGUGGAACAACUACGCCACCACUACCAACUUCGACUUCACAAACUGGCUACUAUUCAGGUAUACCAACAACUUCACCUACUUCUGCAACAACAGCAACAACAGCAACAAACAAUAGUAGUAGUAGUAGUCAGCAACAACAAACAAUCAAUCCAUAUAGUGAUAAACAAACACAGGCAAGUCUAGACAGAAGAAAGCAUCAGGAUUUCGUAUUGGAUAUGUGUCUGAAUCGACCACAUCCAGCUGUGUGUGCAAUCGUGGUGUUUGGUGAUAUACAUAUUAGAAUCUGUCAUGCGCAACACUUUCAGAAUGAUGAGUUUACCGAGCGUUUCAAAAAAGCAUACAGUGCCGCUAAAGACACGGAUACGGUCUCUCCCAAGUGCUAUAGCUGCAAGUCAUUCAUGGCUUUGAAGGCACCAACAAUCCCUGCCGCUGCAGCUGUUCUACCUGCAUCGCUACCAAUACCACCACAACUUCAACAACAGCAAUUACAACAACCACCUCAUCAACAACAACAACCACAACAAUACCCUUUACAACAACAUCAUAAUCAACAGAUACAACAACAACAUCAACAACAAUUUCUAAAUCAAUUACAACAACAAAUGAAUUCAAUGUCAAAUACUUCACCAUAUCAUAAUAAUAAUAAUAGUACAUCACCAACAGUUGGUUUACCUGCAGUACCUCUUUAUAAAUCAAAUCCAUCGGUGACACCACCUGGACACAACAUGUAUAGCUCCAACCAAAAAACAAUCUAUCAACAACAACAACAACCUCAACAACAACCUCAAUCACAUAUAACAUCAUCAUACGAUUCUUAUAUCAACGGUGAAUGUCAUAUCUCUCGACUGUUUUUAGUUUACGAUGGUGACUCUGGUCUUUAA